UGCACUUCCAUGGCAGCCAAUAAAGAAAAGAUAUCUACAAUAUAAUUGCAAGAAUGAAUAUGCACAACCCAACAAAAAACUAAAGUAGCAUAGGAAGUUACUGUUUACUCAAAUAAUUGUGUUUUUAUAACAACUAUACCAUGUAAAUUAUUCUAUACUAUAAGUGGGUGGUGUUUUCUGUUCCUGAUAUUUUUUUGGGGCUCUCUAUUUCUCAGAGAAAUUCUCAAUCUUUAGUCUUAAGGGUUCUUCAAUCAGGCAGAAUCAACUGGAUUUUCUUGAUUUCAGCUUGUGGAUUUUGUGGGUUCAAUGAAAAGGUGAUUCUUUUGAGUUUUGGAGUGAUUGCUGAAGUUCAAGUUUUACCUUUGUGCCAAUACAAGAAACCCAGGGGCUUUUUGAUAUGUAAAUCAGGACUGUAUCAGUAGCAACAGCAGGGCAGUUUGUCGGCCAGCAGCAGGGGAUCCUAUCAGUGUGAUUUUGGAUUUUUUCAAGAUUUCUAUGCGAUAAUGGAGAAACAGAGUAGUUUUCGGAGUCCAAAAAUGGAAAAACAACAAAGUUUUCGCAACGGCGUAAUGGAGAAGCAGAAAAGCUUUAGGGGUUUAAUAGAAAAGCAGAAGAGUUUUAGGAUAGCAAUGGAGAGACAGAUAAGUUUUGGUGGAGAGAGGAAAAGGAGCAAGGAUUCGCCUGGGAAACGUGGGGAUUCACCCCUUCAUCUCGCUGCACGAGCUGGGAAUUUGGGGAAGGUGAGAGAAAUUUUUCAGAAGUUUGAGAAUAUCAAUAAUGGAAUAAAAGAUUUGCUGUCAAAUAAGAAUCAAGAGGGUGAGACUCCAUUAUAUAUCGCAGCAGAGAAUGGACAUGCUUUGAUCGUUGGAGAGUUCUUAAGACAUUCUGAUGUUGAAACUGCCUCUAUUGUAGCCAAUAAUGGCUACGAUCCAUACCAUGUGGCUGCUAAGCAGGGUCAUAUUGAUGUGCUCAAGGAACUCUCGCGUUUCUUCCCAAACCUGGUCAUGACUACAGAUUCAUCGAAUUCGACUGCAUUGCAUACAGCUGCUGCUCAGGGUCACAUCGAUGUGGUAAAUCUGCUUCUGGAUACAGAUUCCAACCUCGCCAAGAUUGCAAAAAAUAAUGGCAAGACUGUGCUUCAUACAGCUGCAAGAAUGGGCCACUUGGAAGCUCUUAAAUCACUGUUAAACAAGGAUCCUACUAUAGGCUUUUGGACUGAUAGAAAAGGACAAACAGCACUGCACAUGGCUGUCAAGGGACAAAAUGUUGAGAUCGUGACAGAGUUAAUAAAACCUGAUCCCUCUGUACUGGGAUUGGAAGAUAAUAAGGGAAAUACUGCACUACAUAUAGCAACAAAGAAGGGCCGAACUCAGAUUGUACAAUGUCUAUUAACUGCUGAGGGUAUUGAUGUCAAUGCGACUAAUAGUGCCGGGGAGACACCUCUUGAUAUUGCUGAGAAGUCUGGAUCUCCAGAAAUUGCAGCCAUUUUAAGGGAAGCCGGAGCUAUCCAUUCUAAAGAUCAUGGGAAACCCCAAAGUGCUGCAAAACAACUCAAGCAGACUGUUAGUGAUAUAAAGCAUGACGUCCAGUCCCAACUCCAACAGAGCCGACAGACCGGCUUCCGGGUGCGGAAAAUUGCAAAGAAAGUGAAGAAGCUUCACAUUGAGGGCCUUAAUAAUGCCAUCAAUUCUGCUACUGUCGUCGCGGUCCUUAUUGCUACUGUUGCUUUUGCUGCAAUAUUCACUGUACCUGGUCAAUAUGUCGAGGAGAAAACAAAAGGGUAUUCUUUGGGGCAAGCCCACAUAGCGAAAAGUGCAGCUUUCAUAAUUUUCUUUCUAUUUGAUAGCUUUGCUUUAUUCAUCUCACUAGCUGUUGUCGUCGUACAGACAUCAGUGGUUGUGAUUGAACAAAAGGCAAAGAAACAACUCAUGUUUGUGAUUAACAAGCUAAUGUGGUCGGCUUGCCUGUUCAUUUCAAUUGCUUUUAUUUCUCUUGCCUAUAUCGUAGUUGGACCUCAUGAAAGGUGGCUUGCCAUAUAUGCAACAGCUAUUGGAAGUACAAUAAUGCUGACUACAAUUGGCUCGAUGUGCUACUGUGUAGUUCGGCAUAGGCUGGAAGAUUCAAGGAUGAGGAACUUAAGGAAAAACAGUACUCUCUCGCGUUCGUUUUCAAUGUCCAUGGUAUCAGAUCCUGAGAUGUACAGUGAACGACACAAGAGAAUGUAUGCUGUUUAG
Messenger RNA from Olea europaea var. sylvestris, 2234 nucleotides. Its product is annotated as ankyrin repeat-containing protein At5g02620-like. The record is from RefSeq and is a predicted model, not a curated record. NCBI's taxonomy places the organism in Eukaryota, Viridiplantae, Streptophyta, Magnoliopsida, Lamiales, Oleaceae. Gene Ontology annotation, cellular component: plasma membrane. The coding region runs from base 504 to 2234 and encodes 576 amino acids. The transcript has 5 exons. Gene Ontology annotation, molecular function: protein phosphatase regulator activity; protein phosphatase 1 binding.